Arabidopsis thaliana (thale cress) is the source of this 1128-nucleotide messenger RNA. RefSeq names its product F-box associated ubiquitination effector family protein. Lineage: Eukaryota; Viridiplantae; Streptophyta; Magnoliopsida; Brassicales; Brassicaceae. The transcript has a single exon. Bases 1 to 1128 code for a protein of 375 amino acids. The record is from RefSeq and is marked reviewed.
AUGGAAAGAGAAGGAAAAUCAGAUCCAAUCCCGAUUGAUAUCAUUCUCGAUAUACUCUCGAGAUUGUCUACUAAUUCAAUCGCUAAGUUUGGUCUCGCAUCCAAGUUCUGUGGAUCUAUACUAAGAGGUCAAGAUUUCAUUGAGUUGUUCCUAAUUACUAGGCCCUUGAGUCGUCCACGUCUCUUAUUCGCGGUUCAAAAUUCUGAUAAGUGGUGCUUGUACUCGUCGCCUCAGUCUCAGUUUCCAGAUGAGAAUCAUUCUCUUGUAGUAUCAGCCGAUUUUCAUAUGGAGUUACGUAGAGACAUGGGACAAGAGAUUUUUGGCCUUGUCUCUGGUUUGCUCUAUUUCCCUAAUACGCGUACAGGCGAAGUGCCGGUGAUAUGUAACCCUAGCACGGGACAAUACGCAAGAUUAACUCAAAGGAGUAGUAUGAACAAUUUGAGCAGCUUAUUAGGGUAUGAUCCGAUUGGCAAAAAAUACAAGGUAAUCACACCAAGCAGUUCACAUUUUGAUCCAGAAAAUAUUCUGACAUUAGGAACUGGAAAAGUAGCAUGGAGGAGUAUCCGAUGUCUCGUAGACCAUUAUCCUGAAAGUGAAGGGAUAUGCAUCAAUGGGGUGUUGUAUUACAUGGCUAGCAACAAAUUCCAGUUCAGUGGUGUGAAGAUAGCUUCCUUUAAUGUAAGGUAUGAAACACUUAAGUUUCUUAAUGCGGAUGUUGACGUAACCUUUUGUCCUGCGCUUGCUAAACUGAUUAAUUACAAGGGUAAAUUAUGCGUGCUUAGUUGUUUAUGGGAUAAUCAAAUUUAUCCAAAGCCGCUUCGGUGGAAGGUACUUAUGUUGUGGUUGUGGGUUCUAGAAGAUGCCGAGAAAGAAGAAUGGUUGAAACGUGAAUACACUUUGCCGGUGAAUAUCGUUCACGGCAAUGUUUCCGUUGUUGGAGUGACUGCUACUGGUGAAAUUAUUUUAUCCAUGGAUUAUACAUCGGAAUCCUUCUUUGUUUACUACUUCAACCCCGAAAGAAACACUCUGGAAAAAGUUGAAAUCCAAGGUUUUGAAGGGUCAGAGAAGAAUCUUAGUAGUAGAGUUUACACCUUUGUUGACUAUGCAGAAGAUGUCAAGUUUAUAUAA